AUGCACACUCUCUUGAACCUAAUUGAGACUGGCCUACCAGACACUCGGACAGGGUUUCCAGAGGCAUUGCGGGAAUACUUUCAAUUCAAGGACAGCCUUCAGACUGUUGAUGGUGUCGUCCUAUACAAAGACCGCGUGGUUAUCCCAACAUGUCUUAGACAGGAAGUUCUUGCCUCCCUACACUCUGCUCAUCAAGGCGUCACAGCAAUGACCUCGCGUGCAGAAUCUUCUGUAUUCUGGCCAGGAAUAACACCUGCCAUCUCAGCGCUGAGAGCCUCACGCUCAGCCCCAUCCAACCCAAGCGCAACUACACCACUUAUGAAUGCAGAAUACCCAUUUCAAUGCAUUUGUGCAGACUACUUUCAUUAUAAAGGUUGUCACUAUCUAGUUGUGGUGGAUCGCUACUCAAACUGGCCAAUCGUUGAGCGUGCUAACGAUGGUGCACGGGGGUUGAUAGACUGCCUUCGCCGCACAUUUGUGACAUUCGGAAUCCCUGAUGAGCUAUCUUCAGACGGCGGCCCUGAAUUCACAUCUGUUGCCACCAGAACCUUUCUAAAGGACUGGGGAGUCAACCACCGUGUAUCCUCAGUUGCUUUUCCCCACAGCAACUGCCGUGCUGAGGUAGGGGUUAAGACCGUAAAACGAAUCCUCAUGGACAACACUAAUCCUGAUGGCAGCCUCGAGACUGAUUCAUUUCAGCGUGCUAUACUCCAGUACCGAAAUACACCAGAUAGAGACACUAAACUAUCCCCUGCCAUGUGUGUCUUCGGUCACCCAAUACGAGAUUUUAUCCCUAUACCACCAGGUAGAUACCAACCCCAUAGUACCUGGCGUGAGACCCUCCUUGCCAGAGAGGAAGCCCUCAGAAAACGCCACAUGUUGUCAGCGGAAAGAUUGUCAGAGCACACCAAGAGGCUCCCCCAACUUUCUGUUGGAGACCCUGUUCGUAUCCAGAACCAAGUAGGUCAACACCCACUAAAAUGGGACAAAACAGGGGUAAUCAUAGAGGUACGCCAAUUUGACCAGUAUGUGGUCAAGGUGGAUGGCUCGGGCCGAGUCACACUACGUAACAGGAAGUUCCUAAGAAAGUACAUACCUGUAUAUCCUUCCCCUCCAGCCAUUUCCCCUUACAAGGACAACCCUUUUUCUAGUCCUAAAAUCAACCUUCCUGUCCCCUUACAUAAGGGCAUCCUCAUACCCCAGACACAACCUAACAGUCUGCCAAGACAACCAGACAUACCAGUAGACACAGAUCCCCAGACCAACGAUCCCCCAGAGCCAAUUCCUGAUAUACCGACAACCCAAGACACAGACAAUUUUGAGGGCACAACCCCAGUGCGGCCUGCUGAUCAAUCGCCCACUGUCACUCCCAGGGCUGAUGCUGAUCGGCCAACAUUAGCCACCCCGACCCAUUCUCCCAACCAAUAUGAACCCAGUGCACGCCCCCUGCCGACGACGCCUCGUCGCUCCAGUCGCACGGUCAAGAAACCCAGGUGGCACAAAGACUUUGAAAUGUAG
Messenger RNA from Mya arenaria, 1518 nucleotides. RefSeq lists its product as uncharacterized. Gene Ontology annotation, biological process: DNA integration. The record is from RefSeq and is a predicted model, not a curated record. Gene Ontology annotation, molecular function: nucleic acid binding. NCBI's taxonomy places the organism in Eukaryota, Metazoa, Mollusca, Bivalvia, Myida, Myidae. The transcript has a single exon. Bases 1 to 1518 code for a protein of 505 amino acids.